Molecule: messenger RNA, 1539 nt
Organism: Sorghum bicolor (sorghum)
Lineage: Eukaryota; Viridiplantae; Streptophyta; Magnoliopsida; Poales; Poaceae
Product: aspartyl protease AED1
Exons: 3
Coding region: 1-1539 (512 amino acids)
Biological process (GO): proteolysis
Molecular function (GO): aspartic-type endopeptidase activity
Source: RefSeq, a predicted model, not a curated record
AUGACUCCCUCCGUUGCUUCAGUUGUUUCCUUCUUCUUAUGCCUGCUUGUGCUUGUGCUUCCUGCUCCACACGGCGCCUCCUCCCAUGCAAGCUACAAUCUAGGGUCCAGACAAUUUUUUUCUAAGACACCUGGCAAGUCCUCUGGCAGCUCACAGAAGGCCUCCACGGUGCCUACUGGAACCACCUGCUCGUCCCUUGCAGCUGGCCUAGGAAGCAACAAGCUAGCCAUAGUGCACCGGCAGAGCCCAUGCUCGCAGUUGCAGGGGUUGCCGUCCCUCACGGUGGCAGAUGUCUUGCGUCGUGAUGCCUCCCUCAUCUCGCGCCGUUUCUCCUCACAGUCGUCGUCUCUAGUGACCACGCUGGCCACACCGCCGGCACCGACCACGCAGCCCCCACCGCCAGCACCGACCGCGAAGGCCCCACCGCCGGCAACGACCGCGCCGGCACCAACCACGCAAGCCCCAUCGCCGGCGCCAACCGCGCAGUCCCCGUCGCCGGCACCGAUCACGCAGGCGCCAACUCCGGCAGCGACCAUAAUCCCUGCCAACGGCUCGUUAGACCCGAGGACGCUACCGGGAACGCUGGACUACAGCGUGCUCGUUAGCUACGGCACGCCGGAGCAGCAGUUCCCGGUGUUCCUCGACACGAGCAGCGUCGGCGCGUCCAUGAUCCGGUGCAAGCCCUGCGCCUCAGGCUCCGUCGACUGUGAUCCGGCGUUCGACACGUCGCUGUCCUCGACGUUCAACCAUGUCCUCUGCGGCUCGCCGGACUGUCCUACCAACUGCUCCGGCGACGGCGACGGCGACUCCUUCUGCCCGCUCGACGGCACAUACUCGGUCAUCAACGGCACGUUUGUGGAGGAUGUGCUCACACUGGCGCCGUCGACCGCCAUCAACGACUUCAAAUUCGUCUGCCUCGACGUGCAUAAACCUGAUGUCCUCCAGACGGCGGGCUUCCUCUCCCUCGGCAUCAACGCCACCGUCAAAGACGACAACGCCACCGCGCACGCCACGCUGGUGAGCAGCGGGAACCCGGAGCUGGCGAGCAUGUACUUCAUCGACCUCGUCGGAAUCAGCCUCGGUGACGAGGACCUCUCGAUUCCGGCGGGCACCUUCGGCAACAGGAGCACCAACCUGGACGUCGGCACCACCUUCACCAUACUGGCGCCGGACGCGUACACGGCGCUGCGUGAGUCCUUCAAGAGGCAGAUGUCGCAGUACAACUUCUCGUCGUCGCCGACGGACAUCGCCGGCGGCUUCGACACGUGCUUCAACUUCACCGAUCUGAAUGACCUCGUCAUACCGAACGUCCAGCUGAAGUUCAGCAACGGCGACAUGCUGGUGAUCGACGCAGACCAGAUGCUGUACUACGACGACGACACCGACGCCGCUCCGUUCACCAUGGCGUGUCUCGCCUUCUCCUCCUUGGACGCCGGCGAUUCCUUCGCCGCCGUGAUUGGGUCGUAUACGCUGGCGACCACGGAGGUGGUCUACGACGUGGCCGGAGGACAGGUUGGCUUCAUCCCAUGGAGUUGCUAG